CAUGGUGCACCAGGAGCCCCUGGCCCACAGGGAGCAAAUGGUCCACCUGGCCCAACUGGACCUUUGGGACCACCUGGUAUUGGUGGGCCACAAGGGAAACCUGGUCUACCUGGCCUACCAGGGCCAAUUGGUCCACCUGGACCUAUUGGAAUUACUGGUGAUGUCGGCAUGAAAGGUGAAACUGGUUCACUUGGACCUCAGGGAGUUAAUGGGUACCCAGGAUCACGGGGAGUUAAGGGUGACAGAGGUUUAAGAGGUUCUUUGGGAGACAAGGGAGAUGUGGGAUCAUUUGGACUGGAUGGAGAAAAGGGUGACUUAGGUAGAAGAGGGGACAAGGGAAGAAAAGGAGAAAUGGGACCAAUGGGAAUUGAAGGAAUUGAAGGAAAGAAGGGUGAAUAUGGACCUCCUGGUGAAACUGGACAACCAGGCCCACCUGGAGAAAAGGGACGCAUCGGAAUCCCUGGCUUCCCAGGAUACCCCGGCCCACCUGGAGAAAAGGGUGAGCGAGGUGUGAUUGGAAGACGAGGAAAACGAGGCAGCAAAGGAAAGGGUGGUUUGCUUGGACCACCUGGAGAGAGAGGUGAGCGUGGACCAAUUGGACAACGAGGAGAGAGAGGUGCCAGAGGUAUUCCUGGACCUACUGGUCCUAAAGGAGAUGAUGGUCAACCUGGUCCACCAGGAUUCCAAGGAGAACAAGGUAUUCAAGGAAUUCCAGGCCCUAAUGGACCACCCGGACCAACUGGACCCGGUGGUCAUCCAGGCAAAGAUGGUUCUCCAGGAUUCCCAGGCGAAAGAGGAGAAAUCGGUCCACCAGGCCCACCUGGAGCUGUUGGUCCUGUCGGUGUGAUGGGUCCAACUGGCCCACCUGGCGAUGCCGGACCACCAGGAGAUCCUGGACCACCUGGAAAUCUUGGCCCACCUGGAGAUACUGGACUACCUGGAGAGGCUGGAACCCCUGGAGAAGCUGGACCGCCCGGAAACCCUGGACCUGAUGGCCCUGUUGGACCUUCAGGUGCCCCUGGAUUCCCUGGUGACAGAGGUUUACCAGGUCCACCUGGCAAAGAUGGCAAAAAUGGAGAGCCAGGUAACUCUGGUCCACGCGGACCCACAGGUGACAAAGGAGAACGAGGAGAAAUUGGCAAACCUGGUGACCGAGGUGUUCCAGGACGAAGAGGUUUAAUCGGUUCUCAAGGACCCCGAGGAUUGAAGGGAGAUCCAGGACCUGAAGGUAAUCCUGGUGAUGCUGGACCUGUUGGAUCCCAGGGUCCAAGAGGUUAUCCUGGACCAGCCGGACCUGUUGGAUCCCCUGGAGAAGAAGGAGACAAGGGAGACCUUGGACCUUCAGGAGAACGUGGUCCCAAAGGAGAUGAAGGUAGCAUGGGACCAAUUGGACCUCAAGGACCAACAGGUUUGCAAGGAGCACCAGGACCACCAGGACCAACAGGUGAAUUUGGUGCCCCAGGUGUUCAAGGACCAACAGGACGUAAAGGUAGUGAUGGUCCACGUGGAUUAAGAGGUCAAACUGGAACUCCAGGACUUCAGGGUAAUCCAGGACUUCCAGGAGAAAAAGGUGAAGCUGGAGAUCAAGGACCCAAGGGCCCACCUGGACCUGCCGGACCCACUGGACCACCAGGAACAAGUGGCCCCAUGGGACCACCUGGUGUACCUGGAAAUACUGGCCCUCAAGGACCAUUGGGAGAGAAAGGAGCCCCUGGUUCAUCAGGACCUCCUGGUAUACCCGGAAAAGAAGGAGAAGUUGGUCUUCCGGGUAAUAUUGGACAAAAAGGAGACAUGGGUAAGACAGGUCUGCAAGGAAAAGUUGGUACCAGAGGACCACGAGGCCCUGAUGGACCGAAAGGAGAACCUGGUGUUGUUGGCUAUCCUGGACCACCUGGACCCCUCGGUAAUGCUGGUGCAAAGGGUGAAGCAGGUCGACCUGGUACUGAUGGAAAAGAUGGACUACAAGGAACUAUUGGACCACUCGGUGCCCAAGGUGAAACUGGAUUACCAGGUUUAACAGGAAAACAGGGACCAGCUGGUAGCCCUGGACUUCAAGGAGUCGCUGGAGAAAUUGGCAAGAAAGGUGACCGUGGUUUUCCUGGACCUAUGGGACAGCAAGGUCCACCAGGACCUAGUGGACCACUUGGACCAGUAGGAAACAAGGGACUUCGUGGACAACCAGGACCAGUGGGUGAGAGUGGACCUAUUGGACCAGCAGGUGAACCUGGAAUGAAAGGAUUGCCAGGACCCAGAGGCCCAGCAGGACUUAAAGGAGACUCCGGAGUGAAAGGUGCCAAGGGUCAUCAAGGACAAAUUGGAGAUUUAGGAUCACCAGGACCUAUCGGACCCAAAGGAGAACCAGGAAAGAGAGGCAGAGCUGGAAAGAGAGGAAGCAAAGGACCAAUGGGACCACCUGGACCUGAAGGACCACCAGGAGCAGAUGGACCACCUGGACCACAGGGAUUGGAAGGACCACCAGGACCUAAAGGAGAAAGUGGAAUGACUGGACCCAAAGGAGAACAAGGACAUACUGGACCAGCAGGACCAGCAGGAGCUCCUGGAGAAGCUCAGGCCAUUCCUCUUGACUACUUGGGUGGCAGACCAAGACACCAGAAGAGAAAGAAGAAGAAGAAGAGGAAGAAGCGAUCACUUGAUAGUAAAGAAGUUGAUGAGGAUGAUGACAAUGAAACCAUUGAUGGAUUGAAACAAGUAGAAGGAAUAAUUAAGGAAAUGGCCAACCAGAAGAUAACCAUCAAGGAAGGUCUUGAGGAUGUGGUUAAUAAAAUGUUUGAAGAAAUUGAUGAGCUUGCAGAAGAAAUCAAAAAUUUCAAGUAUCCGAAAGGAACAAAAGAAAAUCCAGCAGUUUCAUGUAGAGAUAUUUAUCUAGGACAUCCUACCUUCCAAGAUGGAUGGUAUUGGAUUGAUCCUAACAUGGGUGCUCUAAAUGAUUCAAUCCAUGUAUGGUGUAACCUGACGGCCCAUGGAGAGACCUGUGUCUAUCCUCUGCGAAAAAGAAGAAUGGUUAUACCAAGAAAAUGGGACAGAGAUAAAAAGGAACUGAAAUGGUUCAGCGAAAUUGAAAAUGGAUUUAAGAUUGAAUACAGUUCCCGAGUACAAUUAGGUCUCUUGCGAUUAAACAGCAACUUUGUUACACAACGCUUCACUUACUUCUGCUCGAAUUCUGCGGCCUGGUACGACCAGGAUUCUCAAGGAUUUGAACACGCGCUGACUCUACUAGGAAGCAGCGCGCAUGAGUUUGAGACGAGAGAUCUUGUAGGUAGUGCAGUGCCUUUUGAUGGAUGCAAGAGCCACCGGACGAACACG
Octopus bimaculoides (California two-spot octopus) is the source of this 3324-nucleotide messenger RNA. RefSeq lists its product as uncharacterized. Lineage: Eukaryota; Metazoa; Mollusca; Cephalopoda; Octopoda; Octopodidae. Gene Ontology annotation, molecular function: extracellular matrix structural constituent conferring tensile strength. Gene Ontology annotation, biological process: extracellular matrix organization. The record is from RefSeq and is a predicted model, not a curated record.